CUUGAUUUGGUGCAACGCUGUCCGACCCUCAAAAUGGCGACUGCUACUGAAAGCGAGCCUAUGCUAAAUAUGGAGACACUUUCUAUCCAGUCCGGUAGUAUGGAACUGUUUGCUUUUGACGAAGAAACAACAGAUGUUGUUCUCUGCGUUGACGACAAAAAAUUACAUCUUUCUAGAGGGGUUCUAAUGCUAGCUUCUCCGGUAUUCCGAAAAAUGCUGGCCUCAAAUGGAAAGGAAAAACAGAAUGAAAUAACUCUUCCAGAUAAAUCUUAUGAGGAAUUUGUUCUUUUCCUUCGAUGUGUCUGUCCUCUGGAAUAUGUAAAACUAAAUGAAGACAUCAUUGAAAUGGUUUUGCCAUUGGCCAAAGAAUACCAAGUCAACUCACUACUGCAUAAAUGUGAGGACUGGCUAUUGACUGAAAUCGAGUUCAUUGUUGGUGAAGUUAUUGGGCAUGUGAAGGAAAUACAAACAAAAGUAGAAUUUUUUGCAAAAUGUUUGCUUUAUGGAGCUAAAAACGAGUUGAAUACUCUGUACAAUCGAGCGUUUGAAUUGCUCCUACCUUAUAAUCUGAUUAGAUACCAACACACAUCAUUCUACAAACUUUUGCCUGACAAAAAUAAAUGGCAGCUUCUAGAGGCUAGAAUGAUGAAAAUUGAGAAAACCCAGCACAUUGCAGAUGGAUCAUUUCCAACCGAGAUAGAAAUUGAGGAAGAUAGUAAUCAGAUAGAUAGCACUUCUCCACUCGGAUUUGAAUAUUAAAAUACAAUAGAUAGAAGAAAAAACCGAAAUAUAAUGAAACAAGAAAAUACUUGGAUAAUAAAAUAAUAUCAUAAAGAAUUUAACAGUAAAUAUGUACAAAUUUAAUUAAUUUCAUAUUUGUAUAGAGUCGUUGUAUUGUGAAUUUACCUGACUUUUUGGGCUAAAGCUGAAGUCUUAUGAUAUGUAUUCACAAUUAAAUACCAAGUUUAUGUUAAUACAUGUAUGUAUAGCUUAAACAUGUAGAAUAAUUUUCCAUAUCUUAAUUUAAACAAUAUAAUCGAAUGCUUUCUUUGAUGAUUCAUUUAAGCAUUUAAUGCUUAUAUUUACAUUUUUUUUUAACUUCUUGCCUUGUCUGCAAAUGUGAUUUAUACGUCAAAAUUUCUGUUUUAUCUUAAGGGUAAAUUCAAAUUAAUGGAAGAGCCACUGUAACAGCCACAAGUGUGAACUUUGAUUCUCGCUUGUGACGUUGCAUUUUACAGCGUUCAACGUUUAUGACGUCAUAAUAAAACUAGUCAUUCUAACCUUUGAAUACCCUGUGUGUGUUACGGUCUUAUAACUGCAGUGUCGUUUUACACACUUUACAUGCAACAAAUAUUUGGAAUGUAAAUAUUCGACAUUGAAGAAAUGCGUUAGCGGGUUAUGUAAAUUUUUCCUCAAUGAUCGCUACCUUCAUAACCCGCAUAAAUCAUCAAAGAGAGCAUUUUAUUGUUGAUAUUAACAUCUUUUUUUUUUAAAUAAUUGAUAAAUUGAUUAUAAAAAGUAAGUAAAAUCCACUAAAUUACUGUUACUGUACAUAAGUACGGAAGCUAAAAAACAGCCAAAUCGCCUCCUGUGACACUUUGAAUCAGACAUCAUCGUGGUUAUUCCGUGAAGUCCGUGAUUUUUCUUAGGUAGAUGUAGGUUUGGACCAAUCGACAAACAGUGCGUGUCGAUUUCAGUCUUGUCAGUUUUAGCCGCUGUAGAUUUCGACCAACUGAUAAACGGGGCGUGUAGAUUUCAGUCCGGCUGUUUUUAUAGAGCAAUGAAUUAACUAUAAGUUUAAGUAAGAGGGAAUAAUACUUGGUAUAUGUAAAUAUAACACUAUAUUCUUUCAAAAUAGCCUUGUUGUACUAAAUUUACACAGUGCAUUGUUUACAUUCCUUAUAAUUAUGCUUUCUUGGUGGUCGUAAACUCCGUUAUUUAGUCUCAAAUAUGCAAAAACGUUUAAAUUAGCAAAAUUUAAAAGCUCCUUAUCACCUUACCUAUUUGUAUUAUGCGUGGAAAUUCUAGCAAUGUCUAUAAGACAAAAUAAAACAAUUUAGAGGUACUAUGAUAAGUGACACUGAAUUUAAAAUAAGUCAAUUAGCUGAUGAUACAACUUGUUUCCUUGGUGAUGAAGAGUCAGGAUGUGAAAUUUUGAAUAUCAUGCAAAUAUUUCACAGCUUAUCUUUGUUAAAGAUAGAUCUAAACAAAACUGAAGCAGUAUGGAUAGGAUCAAAAAGAAAUCAUAAACUAGGAACUUUGCCAGUAAAAUGGUCCAAAGGAGACCUUUUCACUCUAGGUAUAUGGUUUAACAGUGAAGAUGAAAACAAUGCAUGUCAUUAAUAAAAUUCUGAAAACUAAAUCUGAGGACUUAAAAGUAACCCCUAAUCUUUUGAAAAUGCGCAAUUUAUCAUAUCAAGGAACAAUUUUGGUGACCAAACAAUUAGAACGGUCAAUUGAUGAUAAACUGAUGAAUGGAAUUACCUUUAAAGAACUCAGUAUCUGAAAUUCUGUUUUGGUUUAGUAUAGAACUUGUUAUGCUCUUUAAUAUCACCUGUGAACGCUGGGAGAUAAAGUAAUGUACCGUGAGAUAAAAGAACUAGUUUGUAGAACAAAAGUAAUUUGUUCAAA
Molecule: messenger RNA, 2631 nt
Organism: Magallana angulata
Lineage: Eukaryota; Metazoa; Mollusca; Bivalvia; Ostreida; Ostreidae
Product: kelch-like protein 38
Exons: 2
Coding region: 34-759 (241 amino acids)
Molecular function (GO): protein binding
Source: RefSeq, a predicted model, not a curated record